This is a messenger RNA of Dicentrarchus labrax (European seabass), 2706 nucleotides long. RefSeq lists its product as uncharacterized. Bases 361 to 2571 code for a protein of 736 amino acids. The record is from RefSeq and is a predicted model, not a curated record. Gene Ontology annotation, cellular component: extracellular region. Gene Ontology annotation, molecular function: carbohydrate binding. Lineage: Eukaryota; Metazoa; Chordata; Actinopteri; Moronidae. The transcript is spliced from 23 exons.
UUUCAGGUUGCAUGGAGACAAACAACCAAUACAUUUAACCAGCUGUUGUACCUCAUAGUUUGAAAAAAAAAAAAAGAAAAAAGUUCGAAAAAAAGAGUUUAUGUCAUGAAAUUUGCGUAAUCAUCUUUGUUCCUUUAAAAAGUUUGUCCAGCUCACUUAUCUACGUGCUACGUGGGUAGUCUCGGACUGGUAACCUGCACACUGGGGUCGCAGACUGGAGAGGGGAGGUUGGAGCGCGGCACAACAUAAGAACUGCACUGUCUGGAAACGACGUCUCUCCGUCCCUGGUGAAAUCAAACUUUGCACAGGGAGCACCUGUAACCACAUUCUGCAACAAUCGAGGUGCUCGUUUUGAAAACUAUGUCCGGUGGCACCAUAGCCAGGGUGCUUGUUGCGCUCUGUAUCGGGAGCGUGGUGAACUGCCUGCCCAGAGGGAAGCACAGGAGUCGGCGACAAGGGCAGCAGCAUGAAGGCGCUCAGGUGGAAAGGUGCCUUGAUAGGAUCAACCAGCAGUACUACGCUGUGGGAGAAACCUAUGAGAGACCAAAGGACCGGAUGAUCUGGGAUUGUACCUGUAUUGGAUCUGGGACUGGCAAGAUCAGCUGCACCAUUGCCAAUCGCUGUCAUGUGGAUGGGGCUUCAUAUAAGAUAGGAGACACCUGGAGGAAACCCCAUGAAACAGAAGGCUACAUGUUGGACUGUGUCUGUCUGGGUAACGGCAAUGGACAGUGGACUUGCAAACCUGUCGAUGAGCGUUGCUAUGAAAACCCGACGGGAACGUCCUACGGUGUUGGGGAGACAUGGGAGAAGCCGUUCCAGGGAUGGAUGAUAGUGGACUGCACGUGUCUGGGAGAGGGAAGUGGACGUAUCACAUGCACCUCCAGAAAUCGCUGUAACGACAAGGAUACUUUGUCCUCCUACCGUGUUGGAGAUACCUGGACCAAAACAGGUGCAGAAGGCCACCCUCUCCAAUGUCUGUGCACAGGGAAAGGCCGAGGGGAGUGGAAGUGUGAUCGACAUGCUCCCCGUCACACUACUGGCCUGGGUAGAGUGGUUGCUGGGGGAAUGGCUUUGGGACCGGAAGUUUACAGGACCCUGUGCUUUGAUGUCUGCCGUCCCUCCUGGGUGCUAGCAGCAACAUCUCUGCUUGCAAGUGCAGGUGUCCCCACAGAGACAGUUACCACCUGUGAAGGCAACCAUGUCCAUCGACUGAGCUGUGAUAAUGGAGUGAUCAGUGUUCAGACGGUACUGUACGGACGUACAGACAGUGUGACCUGCAGUGAGGGAAAACCUCAACAACAGAUCUCUAAUACAGACUGCUCUUUGACCAACACUGAGGAUGUCCUCAAGAGAAGGUGUGAUGGAAAAAGAGUGUGUGAACUAAAUUCAAAUAUCUUCGGAGCAUCUGAUCCUUGCAGGGGCACCUACAAAUAUCUGCAGACCAAGUACAACUGCUUCCCAGCAGUUCACCAAGUGACAUGUGAGGACUCUCUGGCAUACCUGCAUUGUGAUGAAGGGCUGGUUAUAAGGGUGUACGGCGCUGAUUACGGACGCCGUGACCGGACCACAUGCUCUUACCAACGGCCUGCCUCUCAAAUCCAAAACACUGACUGUGCAAGUCCAACCAGCCACGUUUCUGAAAGCUGUAAUGGGAAAAACAGCUGUAUUGUUAAAGCAAGCAACUCAGUGUUUGGAGACCCCUGUGCUGGCACUUACAAGUACCUGGAGGUGGCUUACACAUGUGAAUUGUGUGUUCACCUUCUAGACUGGGUGAAUUGUGCAAGACACAGUUCUUACCACAGUAGUAUAAAUACAGGUGUGUUUGUUCCUGACAUCACUUCCACUGUUGACCUCCGACUGGAUCUUCUAAAAACCAUGCUCCACUUCCGACUCAGCACCACACUGUUGCUAGCAGCAACGUGUUUGCUCAUGAGAGAAGUUGUUUCCACAGAGAAAGUCAUCACCUGUGCCAGCAGCUCCAAUGUCCAGCACUUGAGCUGCGAUAUGGGAGUGAUCAGUGUGCAGGCAGCACUGUAUGGACGUGCAGACAAUGAGACCUGCGGUGAGGGCAGACCUCAACAGCAGCUUGCCAAUACAGAGUGCUCUCUAGAGGGUACAGUGGACAUCCUCAAGAAAAGGUGUGAUGGCAAGAAGGUGUGUGAGAUAAACAUAAAGGUUGUCCGUACCUCUAAUCCCUGCCCUGGCAUCUACAAAUACCUGGAAACCAAGUACACCUGCUUCCCAGCAAUUCGCCUGGUUACAUGUGAGCGCUCUUUGGCACAUUUGUUUUGUGAUGUAGGGCAGGUUAUAUUUGUCUAUGGUGCAGACUACGGACGUCGAGACCAGACCACAUGCUCUUACAAACGGCCUGCCUCUCAGACUGAGAAUGUCUACUGCUCACACCCCACUAGCAAAGUUGCUGACAGCUGUAAUGGGAAAAACAGCUGCACUAUUGAAGCAAGCAACUCAGUGUUUGGAGACCCCUGUGUCGGCACUUACAAGUACCUGGAGGUGGCUUACACAUGCAUAUAUCCUGAGGCCCUUCCAAAGCACUCUCUAUCAGCACGCUGAUAUUUCAGUCCUAUCACAAUAAAGAUGCAUUGAAUUACAAUUUGUCCACUGGCUUGAGAAAUGUAAAACAUACUGAACCAGCCUGAAUAUUCUGAGCACCUGUGUGUGAAUUAAAUAAAAUGAAUGAAAACAGGA